Messenger RNA from Medicago truncatula (barrel medic), 2554 nucleotides. RefSeq names its product histone-lysine N-methyltransferase family member SUVH9. Gene Ontology annotation, molecular function: zinc ion binding; histone methyltransferase activity; double-stranded DNA binding. NCBI's taxonomy places the organism in Eukaryota, Viridiplantae, Streptophyta, Magnoliopsida, Fabales, Fabaceae. Gene Ontology annotation, cellular component: nucleus. The coding region runs from base 202 to 2478 and encodes 758 amino acids. The transcript has a single exon. The record is from RefSeq and is a predicted model, not a curated record.
UUGUGAUCUUAUACAUCAUCCCACCUAUAAUCCCAAUUCCUAAAUCUUCCAAGAGAGUACCUUGUUUCUGUCAUCAUAUUGUUCUCCACUUUCAUAUUAUUUCAAUUUCACGAUCUCACUUCAAUGCAACUCUUUCUCUAACCUCCCUUGAAAUAAAAUAAAACAAAACUUCACUGAACUCACUUCCCAUUCACCUUCACCAUGAAUCCAAUAGAUCCUUUAUCAUUAACCCUUGAAACCCCUUCUAUUACUUCCCCUUCUCAAACUUCUUCUCAACAAAUCCCUAACAUGUCAACCCUCAAUCCCCAAUUCACUCCCAUUUACACCGGAGCACCACUUCAAACCAUACUCGUCCCUAAACCUAAACUUUUUAAUGAUUUUUUCACCACCCAAGGUUCCCAACAACAACCUCAUUUCCCUCCUGGAUAUGAGCACAAUAGUCAACCUCAUUUCCCUCCUGGAUAUGAACACACCAAUCAAUCUAACCUCUACACUAAGUACUAUAACAUUCUACAACCUUCCAAUGCUACUUCCGAUAAGUCCCUUUAUCGUUCUCUCAAAAUCGAUGAUUCCAGCAAUGCUUCUGCCGCUUCAAUGGAGAACUCAGUCAAUAUUUCUAACCUUGGACUAAAUCAAAACCUUAAUAUGGGGGUGGAUUUUGUGGAUGAUAGAAAUGAUCGAUCUAUUGUUCCCAUUUCAAAGAAACAAGAAUCAUGUUCGACGGUAGCUCUGGUUAAGAAAAAGGCAAGUCAGAUGCUUGUGAGGUAUUCAGAUCUGAGUAUGAAGGAUCAGAUGCAUUUUCGCAACGUGAUGAGGAGAACAAGGAUGACUUUUAAUUCGCUACGUGUGUUGGCAAGUAUUGAUGAUAAGAAAAGAAUUAUUGAGAAGAAUAAAUUGGCUGAUGAAGUUUUUCUGGAGGCAGAUAAGAGAUUGGAUGAGGAUAUGAUAUUUGUUUCUGAAGUUGCGAUUAUGGAGACGGAAAUGGGAGCUGGUGAUGAGAACAAGGAAGAGGCAGCAACAUGGGUGGAGGGGAAAAUGUCGAAUGGAAGAAGACAUCACCAUCAUAUUCGUGGUGACAUAUGGGCUGCGAGGUUAAUGAAGGACCGAGAGUUAUGGUUGUAUCGCGAUAAAAGGAUAGUUGGUUCGAUACCUGGAGUUUAUGUUGGUGAUGUUUUCUUGUAUAUGGUGGAAUUAUGUGUAAUUGGUUUGCAUAUGCAGAUACAAGCUGGUAUUGAUUUUCUUCCUAAAAGUAGGUCUUCCAAUGACGAGCCAAUUGCUACUAGUGUGAUUGUUUCAGGUGGUUAUGAGGAUGAUAUGGAAUUGGACGAUGGUGAUGUAAUAAUCUAUACCGGCCAAGGAGGAAGAAAGAAGAAUUCCUCAAUUCAAAUUUGUGAUCAGAAAUUAGAGGGUGGAAACCUUGCUUUGGAGCGUAGUAUGCAUUACGGGAUCGAGAUUAGGGUUAUUCGUGGGAUGAAGUAUGAAGGGGGUGCGACUAGCUCUGGUAAGGUUUAUGUUUAUGAAGGAUUGUAUAGGAUUACUGAUUGCUGGUUUGAAGAAGGGAAAUAUGGUUUUAGAGUUUUUAAGUAUAAGUUAUUGAGAGUUGAGGGGCAAGCUAAGAUGGGCAGUGUUGUUCUUAAAGAGGCUAGGGAGAUUAAGAAAAUUGGGUUUGAUGUUAAGCCUAUGUAUUGUCUUUCUGUUGAUAUUUCAAACAAGAGGGAGAAUGUUCCUGUUAGGCUAUUUAAUGACAUAGAUGACAAUCAAAAACCUCUUUCGUAUGAGUAUCUUCCGAAAACUACUUUUCCGCAGUUUGUGUUUCAUCAAAGUGGGAAAACUACUGGUUGUGAAUGUCAAGAGGCUUGUAUUGAUGACUGCUUUUGCUUUAUGAGGAAUGGAGGUGAGUUUCCUUAUAAUCUUCAGGGCUUGCUCGUGAAAGGGAAGCCUUUGAUUUUUGAAUGUGGCCCUUUUUGCUCCUGUCCUCCCAAUUGUCGGAAUCGUGUUGCACAAAAGGGGAUCAAGCAUAUGUUUGAAGUGUUUAGGUCUGCGCAAACUGGUUGGGGAGUUAGGUCCUUGGACCUUAUUCAGGCUGGAGCCUUUAUCUGCGAGUAUACCGGGGUAAUUUUAACAAGGGAACAAGCUCAAAUUUUAACAAUGAAUGGUGACUCGUUAAUAUAUCCAAAAAGGUUUAUGGAUAGAUGGGCAAAAUGGGGGGAUUUGUCUCAGAUAUACAAUAAUUAUGUUCGUCCAUCAUAUCCAGUAAUACCUGAUAUAGAUUAUUCUAUGGAUAUAUCAACAUUGCGAAAUGUAGCUGGCUAUUUGAGCCAUAGUUCGAGUCCAAAUGUAUUUGUUCAGUUUGUUCUCUAUGAUCAUGACAAUCUGAUGUUCCCCCAUCUCAUGCUAUAUGCAAUGGAGAACAUCCCUCCAUUGAGAGAACUCAGCAUAGACUAUGGCAUCCCUAACGAGUGGGCAGGAAAGCUAUGAGUAUGUAUGUAACUAAGUAGUUUUGCAAGACUGCUAAAACUCUAUUUUGGUCAUGGAUAGUAUUGUAAGAUUUCAU